AUGACGUCAGCACCUCCACUCUCCUUCAUUGGUGAAACAAGUCAUGUGGCUGAGCCUGACAUCCUGAGUGCCCGGACUGAAGUCGCAGCGGAACGGAAGUCGCGUGUAUACGCCCGUAGUGGUGGUCUGCUGGGAGGAUCCGAUCUGCCGGCAGAGAGUUGGCUGCGGGACGCUGCGCCCUGCACUACAUGUCCCAGUCCAGAGAGGCAGGAGGAUGGAGUUCAGAAGGAUUUCAGCUCCAAGCUGGCCACUGGACCGACUUUUCAACAUUUUUUAAGAAGUGCCUCAGCUCUUCAAGAGAAGCUGUCUUCUCCAGAAGUGGAGGACCCACCCCCCUAUCUCACAGUGGAUGAACUUCUAGGAAGACAGAGAAAAGUCUACUUCGAGACCUACGGUUGCCAGAUGAAUGUGAACGACACGGAGAUAGCCUGGUCUAUCUUACAGAAGAGUGGCUACCUGCGGACCAGUAAUCUGCAAGAGGCUGAUGUGAUCCUCCUCGUCACAUGUUCUAUCAGGGAAAAGGCUGAGCAGACCAUCUGGAAUCGUUUACAUCAGCUUAAAGCCUUGAAGACAAGGCGAGGAAGCUGCAUGGCUGAGAGGUUGAAGGAGGAGAUCCUUAACAGGGAGAAAGUGGUGGAUCUUUUGGCUGGUCCAGAUGCCUAUCGGGACCUUCCUCGGCUGCUGGCUGUCGCUGAGUCAGGCCAGCAAGCUGCCAACGUGCUGCUGUCUCUGGACGAGACCUACGCCGACGUCAUGCCAGUCCAGACGAACCCCAGUGCCACUUCUGCCUUUGGGCUGAAAGAAGUGACACUUCUUGGUCAGAAUGUUAAUAGUUUUCGAGACAAUUCAGAGGUCCAGUUCAACAAUGCAGUGUCUACCAACCUCAGCCGUGGCUUCACCACCAACUAUAAAACCAAGCAAGGGGGGCUUCGUUUUGCUCACCUUCUGGAUCAGGUCUCCAGGGUAGAUCCUGACAUGAGGAUUCGUUUCACUUCUCCCCACCCCAAGGAUUUUCCUGAUGAGGUUCUGCAGCUGAUUCAUGAGAGAGACAACAUCUGUAAACAGAUCCACCUGCCAGCCCAGAGUGGAAGCAGCCGUGUAUUGGAGGCCAUGCGGAGAGGAUAUUCAAGAGACGCUUAUGUGGAGUUAGUUCACCAUAUCAGAGCAUCUAUUCCAGGUGUGAGCCUCAGCAGCGACUUCAUUGCUGGCUUUUGUGGUGAGACGGAGGAAGAUCACCUCCAGACAGUGUCCUUGCUCCGGGAAGUUCAGUACAACAUGGGUUUCCUCUUUGCCUACAGCAUGAGACAGAAGACACGAGCAUAUCACAGGAUGAAGGAUGAUGUCCCAGAAGAGGUAAAAUUAAGGCGUUUGGAGGAACUUAUUACAGUCUUCCGAGAAGAAGCAUCAAAAGCCAACAAGACCUCUGUGGGUUGUACCCAGCUGGUGCUGGUAGAGGGGGCUGAUACCGACUGA
Molecule: messenger RNA, 1473 nt
Organism: Propithecus coquereli (Coquerel's sifaka)
Lineage: Eukaryota; Metazoa; Chordata; Mammalia; Primates; Indriidae
Gene: CDK5RAP1
Product: CDK5 regulatory subunit associated protein 1
Biological process (GO): negative regulation of cyclin-dependent protein serine/threonine kinase activity
Cellular component (GO): mitochondrion; cytosol
Molecular function (GO): tRNA-2-methylthio-N(6)-dimethylallyladenosine(37) synthase activity; 4 iron, 4 sulfur cluster binding
Source: RefSeq, a predicted model, not a curated record